AUGUCAUCUGGUUGCUCCGUGGUUGACUUUGUCGCUGGCGCCGGGAUGGCCCAGAAACUGUACAUCCUCGUGAAGACUUCAGCAGACGCUGCCUCCGAAUAUGAAGCUGCAAUGAAGGAACUUGUCCUGACCCAACAGGCCUUCAUCACUGUGAGCCAACUCAGCCAAAACCAGGUUUUUCUGCCCCGAGACACAAUCAACUCGGCGUCAUUUCUCAUCUCAUCGUCACUGGACACGAUCUCGAAAUUCCUUAAACGAACCGAAUCCCUGAAAAAGAGUUUGUCCAGUAACGGGCCGGCAACUAUUCGAGAUAGCGAGUGCAGAAUUGGGUGGGAGUUGUACGGGAAAGACGAACUGAGAGAGCUACGCGAGAAGUUGCAUAACUGUCUCGCUGCGCUGAAUCUUCUGCUCUCCGCAGCGAAUCUUGGACAUCGCUCUAUUCUCCCUCCAUCCACCCUAUCGCACGCUCCGACCCUCGAUCAAAAUGAUGGAUAUACCUCAGGAUCUACAUGUGUGGAUUUGGAAGUCGUCGACCUCAUAGGGGAAGAGCUGGGUUCGACGCGUUCGGAUCACCAGACUGUCAAAGAGUCCCCAAAAACUUCAGCCAAGCCCUCGCAGCUGAAGACUGAACUUGGAGGCAAGCUUGAGGCUGCCAAAUCUCCUGCUUCUUCACUCGAGAAACCCAAAACGCUGAGCAGCACCGGUGGCCCCGACCAUGCAUUGUUGGAGCGGCUUGCAGUCCUGGAGAAGCUAGCAGUAGAGAAGAAGGAUUGGGAAUCUAGUCAAGCCGAGCGGAGAAAGAAUGCCGACUUUCUGAUCUGCCACGCAGAAUCCGCAUUUGGGUCCAAACUGCAAGGCAAAAGCAUUCCCAAAGGAAUCUGAAGACUUGACGACAGACGUACCUAUUUCGUUCAAGGAUGCAGUAGGAAGAAAGUUUCAUUCCCGUACGAUGCUUGCAAGAGCUGGAUGAACCUUGAGGAGCUCAUAAAGCAG
Podospora pseudocomata is the source of this 993-nucleotide messenger RNA. RefSeq lists its product as uncharacterized. The transcript has 2 exons. The coding region runs from base 1 to 882 and encodes 293 amino acids. NCBI's taxonomy places the organism in Eukaryota, Fungi, Ascomycota, Sordariomycetes, Sordariales, Podosporaceae. The record is from RefSeq and is a predicted model, not a curated record.